AGACAUUGGCUAUCAUCAUGCCACUCCUUAAACGUAAACGCUACCCUUUGCUACAACCUCCCACAGUCGAUCCCACAAAGAAAGACAAGGAACGGCCAGUAUGGUACUACAAGAUCACAAAUGAAGUCUUUGAAGACUAUGCUACAUAUCUUCAACGACUAUCCCUCUACAAGCGUCCUGUAUGGCAAUGUGAGACAACUGGUCGAUCCAACCUAACCUACGAAGAUGCAUUGAAAAGCGAAAAAACUGAAAGAGAUAGAGUCCAAGACAAAUUGCCGGAAGAACUUCAGCAGCGUGUACUUGAACGUGUCCAAUUCCAAACGGCUCGUCUGGAUACAGUUGUGGAAGAUGUAUAUUCGUACUUUCUGGAGCGCUAUAUUGCAGGUGAAAUUGUAAAUUGUCUGUGGGAUGAUGGCAUCGUGUACAAUGCACGUAUACUGGAGGUUUUGCCUAGUGAUAAACAGGACGAAGAUGAAUCAAAAGACAAGGGUAAUUCCUAUAAAGUACAGUUGAUUGAUGACCAUCUUGAAGGAAUUGAUGAUUUUAUCAAGGUUGUUACAAAGUCUGAAUUAAAGCGUGAUCGUUUGUCAUAUUCAAAAAAUUUGCUCAAGAAUUUCAUUCGCAGAUACACUAUAAAGGAGACUUAUGUGGGUGCACCAUGGCUUGUCAAGCCAGGACUGGCAGAAAAAUAUGGAAUUGAAUCUACACUUCCUCAAUCACUCCAAGAAGCCAAAAAUAAUGCUUACCUCAAAUCUCGUAAACGAAAAACCGGAACUCCUGAAGAGCUGACUCCAAAAAAACCGGAGGAAAAGCCCUUGGAUGCCAAAAAGCUUGAAGCUAUGAUAAAGUAUCCCAUGGAAGAUCUCGACGUACCUAUUUACAGACGUGAUCCAUCAGGAGAAGGACCAAUUAUGGACAUGAGUCCGUCGACAUCUAACUCUACGAAGACAAUCCAAAACCCAACUGGUGGAAUGCCCAUCUGUCCCACUCCUUGUAGAGAUAGUACAAUACCUACCGAAUGUUUCGGGUCAUUUUUAAUGGUUUGGUGCUUCCUCAGUAUCUUUGCACGCCCACUCGACUUAUCUCCUUUUACACUGGAUGAUUUUGAGAAUGCGCUUCAUCACAAUUCUACUUAUAUAAAAUCACAGAUUUUAAUCGAGAGCAACGUAGCAUUGCUAAACGCAAUCAUUCGCCAGCAACGUAAAUCCAAGCUCCAGGGUGUAGCCUCCAAGAAUUUGGCAUUAUAUGACGAACAUACAUCACGUAGUACUACACCUGCCCUUGAUGGACAAAGUAAAGACAGUUCUACCAGAGGGAGCCAGGAUGGGAGCGAUGAAGAGAAAGACGAACUAGUUGGGUGGCCUGCCCAGAGAGCCUUAUCUCGUCGUGCAUCUUUGGUUGAAAGAGGAUGCGGAAGUGAUGAAAUUAUGAGAAUCGGUACCGGAUGGGACAGUGCAACGAUAAAAUCCGUUAAUGACAGAGAAGGCUGGGAAGAUGUACUAAUUGGCUGUAUUAAUCAGCUUGCACCAUCAGAAAAGGUCCCUGAAUUUGAUAGAAUCUUGAACUCACUUGUACCCAGACAUAAUUCUACUUUGGAAGAACGUCAAACAGCUUAUGUUUCUCUCUGCCUGAAGGAUAAAAUAAUGAUAUUCGAAUUGUUGGUACAGACAGUCAACGAAUGUGCAUUCAUAAAAGAAUAUAUGGAGGAAUGCCAGGACCAGCUCACUGAAUUGAGAAAGCAAAAGAUCGAAUUGAGCAGAGAAAGAAAGCGCAUCUAUGCUGCCAGAUUAGAAUAUGAAAAACGUACCGGAGAACAUUCAGGAAAGACAAACGAAGAAACAGAGAACGAUGCUUCCGAUGAUGAUUCAGAGUCGAGUGACACUGAAGAUGAUGUCUCAAAAGCACAGCGCCAAUUCAAGAAUGAGACUAUACACGAAUCUCGUCAGGCAAUACUUAAACGUAGACAACAGGAGAGAGAGGAGAGAGAGGCGAAAAAAUUAAAGCUGCAUCAUCGCCAAAGAGAAGAAGCUCGUGCACGUAACCUGGAACUCAAGGCACGCGCAGAAGAGCGAAAGAAAAUAGAUGAGGAGGAGCGUCAAUUGCAUAGAAAGGAAGAACAAGUUGAGCGUGAUAUGCGCAAGUAUAGCACACUUCGAAUUAAGCCUCUUGGUCGAGAUAAGUUCUUUAACAGAUAUUAUUAUUUGGAUCACAUCGGAGGAGCGGCCGCGCAUGGUACAGGAAGACUCUGUGUCCAGAGCCCAAGCGAAACAGACAAUAUGUUACUGAUGGAACGGGAUCAGCCCUCGAUGGACGAAAAGCUAACCUUACCAUGCGGGCGUGGAGGGGGUGUUGGAUUUGUUUGCCAACUAAUGAAAGAACAAGGGCUGCCAGAAGAGAGCAAACUCCUUGAGAAGUCAUUGGAUUCUCAGCCACUCUGCCCGAAUUUAAAUGAAUGGUGGUGGUUCUACCAGGAACCUGAAGAGCUAGAUGCACUUUUGGCCUGGCUGAAUCCAAAGGGUAUUCGAGAAUAUAGACUGAAACGUGAACUAGAGAAGCACAUUUAUUCUUUGACAGCCGGAAUGAAAAAACGUAACAAUGAGCAUAUGACUGCCAAGAUAGUGGAUGUUCCACGACGAAGCACACGUAGCAAGAUUGCACCUCAGAUCCCAUCUGGUUCUUGGCUAGCUUAUGUUAACAAAUACGCAAAAUAGAAAAAAAAAUGCCUUGUCUUUAGGCCGAUGAAUUGUCAUUAAUUAUACUAAAAGAUACAAAGAGUGGUCUAAAUAAUCACAAAAAAGAAUAGCAUCUCACAAAUCCAAAAAUACAAAUACAUUUUAAGACCUAUAAAAAUUAAAAGGUCAUUAUACUUUUAA
Messenger RNA from Phycomyces blakesleeanus NRRL 1555(-), 2873 nucleotides. RefSeq names its product DDT transcription factor. The transcript is spliced from 13 exons. The record is from RefSeq and is a predicted model, not a curated record. NCBI's taxonomy places the organism in Eukaryota, Fungi, Mucoromycota, Mucoromycetes, Mucorales, Phycomycetaceae. The coding region runs from base 18 to 2711 and encodes 897 amino acids.